AUGCUUCCUGUCUGGGAGAAGCAGCACCUCUUCCGGCCAACCAAGCGGAGGUGGCGUGGCUGCCGAGUCUCGCCGCUCCUCAUCCUCCCACUCCUCGCGUGUGGCUGCAUCACCUUCACGCUGCUUCGGGUUCUGUUGGAAUCCAGCGCGGAGCCGGAGGACGCUGCGAGGCCGGAUCGGGAGGUGCCGCUGCCUCCGAGCCUGCCGCUUUCGGCGAUGACUCACUCGGAUGCUCUUGCCGCCAUGUAUGCGGCGAGCGCCCUCGGCGCGGCUAGGAGCGCGGCCCAGGCAGCCCAGGCUUGCGGACAGGGAGCGAUACGCUACACGCUCCUCGCCGUCGCCGACCAGGACGAGCGGGCCGUCAACCACUCGUCGGGCGCGCCUUAG
Messenger RNA from Emiliania huxleyi CCMP1516, 387 nucleotides. RefSeq lists its product as hypothetical. NCBI's taxonomy places the organism in Eukaryota, Haptophyta, Isochrysidales, Noelaerhabdaceae. The transcript has a single exon. The record is from RefSeq and is a predicted model, not a curated record. The coding region runs from base 1 to 387 and encodes 128 amino acids.